UUAGAAAAGAAAGGAAAAAUUACUUCACGUCUGUUCCUUACAAAGUUUUGGCAUUUCGGCAUUCUGUAUUUCUUUGCUUCGCUCUCUGAUGUCCAAUUCAAUUUCAAUUCUCAGAGUUCUUCGUUGAUCCUUCGAGUGCCUCAACAAUCAUGCCUCACUUUCGUUCCAUAUUCUCCAAAUUCAAAUCUCCUAAGAAAUCUUUUUCUACUUCUACAUCGUCUUCUUCCAUUUAUUACCUUCGCGUCAAUGCCUCAACUUCUCGACCUCAAUUCUCUUCUUUCAUCUCUAAAAUCACUAAAAAACAACCAAAUGAGGAAAAUCCCUCAAUUUUUCUAUCUGGGUAUUUCUCACAUUGUCAUCGGCAUCGAUAUUCCAGAUUUUCUGGGUGCCAUGGUAAAUUUAACCCCGUUUUUACUAAUGGGAAUUGGAUGAACUACUCUAGUUUAAGAGGUUGUAGGAGAAACACAGUUUGGAGUUGCGUGGAUAUGGUCAGGAGAUUCAGUAGUGAGGCGGAACGAGAGUCUAUAGAAUAUGAUGUUGUCAUCAUUGGAGCUGGACCUGCAGGGCUAUCUGCGGCGAUUCGGUUUAAGCAAAUGUGCCAAGAAAAGGGCGUUGAUUUAUCAGUUUGUGUGGUGGAGAAAGGCGCUGAAGUUGGCGCUCACAUCCUCUCCGGAAAUGUUUUUGAACCCCGAGCAUUGGAUGAACUAAUCCCCACAUGGAAAGAGGAUGAGGCACCAAUCAGUGUCUCUGUGACUUCUGAUAAGUUUUGGUUUCUAACAAAAAAUCGUGCCUUUUCACUUCCUUGCCCCUUUAACAACGAAGGAAACUAUGUCAUAAGUUUAAGUCAGUUAGUUCGUUGGAUGGGAAUGAAAGCUGAAGAGCUGGGGGUGGAAAUAUAUCCAGGCUUUGCUGCUAGUGAGGUAUUAUACGAUACAACAGACACAGUUGUUGGCAUUAGAACUAAUGACAUGGGAGUAGCAAAAGAUGGCUCAAAGAAGGAUAAUUAUCAACUUGGUGUAGACCUGAGAGGGCGCAUAACGCUUCUGGCUGAGGGAUGUCGAGGAUCAAUAUCAGAGAAAUUAAUAAAAAAAUACAGUUUGAGGAAGAAGGUAGAUGCGCAGCAUCAGACGUAUGCUUUGGGAAUUAAAGAGGUGUGGGAAAUAGACGAGGACAAACACUAUCCAGGAGCUGUGCUUCAUACUUUGGGUUGGCCCUUGGAUCAUAAGACGUAUGGAGGCUCAUUUUUGUAUCACAUGAACGAUAGACAGAUUUCUAUUGGCCUUGUAGUUGCUUUAAAUUAUCAGAAUCCCUUCUUGAAUCCUUAUGAAGAAUUUCAGAAAUUAAAACAUCAUCCUGUCAUCAAACAACUUCUAGAAGGUGGGACGGUUGUGCAAUAUGGGGCUCGAACGUUAAAUGAAGGCGGUCUUCAGUCUGUUCCAUAUCCAGUUUUCCCGGGAGGAGCAAUUAUUGGAUGUUCAGCUGGCUUUUUAAAUGUACCAAAGAUUAAGGGAACACACACUGCAAUGAAGUCAGGAAUGCUGGCAGCUGAGGCUGCUUUUGGCACACUUCAUGGAGGCUUGAAAAUGGAUGCAUACUGGGAUAGUUUACGAAGUUCUUGGAUAUGGGAAGAACUAUAUCGAGCUCGGAACUAUAGACCUGCAUUUGAGCAUGGUCUUAUCCCCGGCUUGACCAUAAGUGCCCUGGAGCACUAUGUGUUUAAAGGAAGGUCCCCUCUCACGCUAAAGCAUGGGAAACCUGACCACGAAGCUACAAACGUUGCAAGUUUACAUGCUCCAAUUGAUUAUCCGAAGCAUGAUGGCAUUCUGUCAUUUGAUGUGCCAACCUCGCUACAUAGGAGCAACACAAAUCAUGAACAUGAUCAGCCAGCUCACCUUCGCUUAAGGGACGCUAAGAUUCCCGAGGAAGUAAAUUUGAAAGAAUACGCUGCACCCGAGUCAAGAUAUUGUCCUGCACGUGUAUACGAGUACAUACCUGAUGAAAACAACCAGUUGAAGUUGCAGAUUAAUGCUCAAAAUUGUCUUCAUUGCAAGGCUUGUGAUAUUAAAGAUCCAAAACAAAACAUAGAGUGGAGCGUUCCAGAAGGAGGUGGCGGUCCUGGCUACUCUGUCAUGUAGAUUCAUAUGUAUAGAAUGAUGUGGGAUUCUUUGAGAAUAAAUUCUGCUCAAAGGGAAAAGGUUUCAUCUUUUACUAAUAAAGUAAAAAGUUGAUUAAUUGUAACAUCCUUAGCCUUCAUGUUCUGCAUUUUUAUGCAUGUUUCCACAUCUUUUACUAAUAAAGGCCAAGUUUCUUUCA
This is a messenger RNA of Benincasa hispida (wax gourd), 2313 nucleotides long. It is a transcript of the gene ETFQO, whose product is annotated as electron-transfer flavoprotein:ubiquinone oxidoreductase. Lineage: Eukaryota; Viridiplantae; Streptophyta; Magnoliopsida; Cucurbitales; Cucurbitaceae. Gene Ontology annotation, cellular component: mitochondrial inner membrane. The record is from RefSeq and is a predicted model, not a curated record. Gene Ontology annotation, biological process: electron transport chain. Gene Ontology annotation, molecular function: iron-sulfur cluster binding; electron-transferring-flavoprotein dehydrogenase activity.